GAACUGGAGCAUGCGCCAAACCCAGACGGUGGCGGGAUGGCUGCAUGUCUCUACGAGGGUGUCACUAACGGCGUCGGUGGUGCGCAUAAUCCGGCCUCCUUACUUCACCUUCCCGACAGUCCCUCACUGAACAUAAACAACGAAACUAGUCGAAAUCUGCUGGUGGCACGGCUGACUCUCUGGCAACGCAAGCGUCGUGAGGAAGAACUCAGCGCCGGAUGGAAUGCCUGGUGGGCCCAGAGCUCGGGACCCCGAAUCCUCAGUUCUACUCUGCGAAAAUCCCCGGAGGUUUGUUCUAUGUCCUGA
Molecule: messenger RNA, 306 nt
Organism: Dibothriocephalus latus
Lineage: Eukaryota; Metazoa; Platyhelminthes; Cestoda; Diphyllobothriidea; Diphyllobothriidae
Source: the annotation of a GenBank genome assembly